Dothidotthia symphoricarpi CBS 119687 is the source of this 3288-nucleotide messenger RNA. RefSeq names its product Pkinase-domain-containing protein. The record is from RefSeq and is a predicted model, not a curated record. The transcript has 3 exons. Gene Ontology annotation, biological process: protein phosphorylation. NCBI's taxonomy places the organism in Eukaryota, Fungi, Ascomycota, Dothideomycetes, Pleosporales, Dothidotthiaceae. Gene Ontology annotation, molecular function: protein kinase activity; ATP binding. The coding region runs from base 1 to 3288 and encodes 1095 amino acids.
AUGACGGCCGCCGCCGCAAACGCCAAUCGCGCCUUUCCCGCCCACCCUUUCUCCACGAAUCCGCUGACCGAGCGCGCUCAUGUCGUCGACGCCGUCAGAUCGCUCCUCGACCCGCUCCUGGCGGGCUUCUCGGACGAGGGCUCGCUGGUGAAAGUCGGGGGCUCGGGGACCAGAUUCGACGAGACGGCCGCGCAGGUCGAGGGGUAUGCGCGGCCACUAUGGGGUCUCGCGGCGUUGAUUGCCGGUGGAGAUAAGUAUGAGGGAACGCAUCGCUUUGUGCAAGGUCUGAUUUCUGGGACGGACCCCGAGAGCCCUGGGUUCUGGGGGUAUAUGGAAGAUGUUGAUCAGAGGAUGGUGGAGGCCUGCCCGAUUGGAUAUACGCUUGCGGUUGCGCAUAAAGAGUUUUGGGACCCGUUGACGGAGAAGCAGAAGAAGAAUGUGGAGACGUGGCUGGGGAGCAUGAAUGAUAAGGAGAUGCCGAAUACGAACUGGCUCUGGUUCCGCGUCUUUGCCAAUCUCGGUCUUGCGAAGAACGGAGCGAAGUGGUCCAAGGAGAAGGUUGAGAGUGAUAUCAAGCAGCUGGAUACGUUCUAUCGCGGCGAGGGAUGGUCCAACGAUGGACCUGAGCAUUAUCGCCAGAUGGACUACUACUCUGGAUCUUUUGCCAUCCAAUACCUGCAGCUGGUCUAUUCCAAGCUUGCUGCAGACAUUGACCCCACGAACGCCGAGGAAUAUAAGAAGCGUGCAAAAUCGUACGCUCUCGACUUUGUCCACUUCUUCGACCCCGAAGGCCGAGCCAUCACGUUCGGGCGCUCGCUCACUUACCGUUGGGCCAUGGUGGCGUUCUGGGGGGCAGUUGUAUUCGCUGACGUCGAGCUUCCAUCUCCCCUAUCCUGGGGCGUCAUCAAAGGUAUCUGGCUGAGGAACCUUCGGUGGUGGACUACGCAACCAGAUAUCUUCCAAUCAAACGGCAUGCUCACUAUUGGCUACUCGUACCCCAACACGUACCUCGCAGAAAACUACAACUCUCCUGGCUCCCCGUACUGGAGUAUGCUGGCCUUUGCCCCGCUAGCAAUGCCUGAAAGCCAUCCGUUCUGGAGCGCAAAAGAGGAGCCUCACCCGUUUGCAAACCAGCGGAUUGUAAAGUCACUGCCACAUCCACGACAGAUUGUUGUCCGGAGCGGGGGACACUCGUUUCUGCUUUCAAGCGGGCAGUCGUGCCACUACGCGAUCAAGAACUCGAACGCCAAGUACGGGAAGUUUGCGUACAGCGCUGCAUUCGCAUACUCUGUUUCGACGGGUUAUCAAGAGUUGGAGCAGUUCGUGCCCGAGUCUUCACUCGCAUUUUCUGACGACGGCGGGGAGCUGUGGAAGAUGCGACGGGCGCACAACGGCGACUCGCAGGUGGAAGAGCAUGACGGUGUGCCUGUGCUAGUGUCGAGUAUGAAGCCGUGGCACGAUGUGGAGGUGCGCACGUAUCUUAUCCCGCCUGCAGAAGACGGGCCGAACUGGCAUCUACGCGUGCAUCGUAUCACCACAGGACGCGACUUGAUGACUGCAGAGGGUGCGUUUGCUGUGUAUGGAUGUCGUGAGUUGGACGGCAAGGCACUGGGCGAGCUGGAUGAAGGGCUGUCUGAGGGUGGGAAGGUAGAUGGGCAGAGUGCAUUUGCAGCAUCCAGGUCGGGGGCUGUGGGGAUUGCAGAGCUGGGGGAGAGUAAGCGGGCAGGAAGCGUGUUGCAGGUCGAUGCGAACUCGAAUCUUGUCGAGGCGAGGAGCGUGCUGCCGGUUGUGCGUGGGGAUGUCAAGGCUGGGCAGACGGCGUGGUAUGUGACGGGCGUGUAUGCGCUGCCGGCGAGCGUGGAGGGGUGGAAGGGGCAGUGGACAGGCGGGUGGGGGGCGAGGCCGGCGAUUCCAGCGUGGGUGGGGGAGAUGCAGUGGUGGCAGCGACUCGUGCACCACCGCAAAUCCACAGCCGGCCAGCCAGACCGACCACAGGGAUCGCCCGUCACUUGCCCACUCCCCCCACCACUGCAGCUCUUCAACACGGCGCAACCAGCCCCCGCCCCCGACGCGACCUCACCCGACGCGCCCUCGUGCCCUCCGCCCGCGCCGCUGCACAUUGCCAACCAGCUCACCACGGCCAGCGCCAUCCUCUGGGACCCCAAGCACACGGCGCGACCGCCCCCGGGCAGCCUCCAGCCCACCCACGCCGGCACCCUCGCCGUGCCCCACCGCACCGACUCGUCCAUCAGCGUGCGCGCUCUCGGCGACGGCCUGGUCAUCCCCACAGUCCCCUCAGCGCCCAGCAUGGACAACCGCCGCCACCCCAGCUCGUUCCAGCAGCUCGAGAAGCUCGGCGAGGGCACCUAUGCCACCGUCUUCAAGGGCCGCAACCGCCAGACGGGCGAGCUGGUCGCGCUCAAGGAGAUCCACCUCGACUCGGAGGAAGGCACGCCGUCAACAGCCAUCCGCGAGAUCUCGCUUAUGAAGGAGCUCCGCCACGAGAACAUCGUCCUGCUGCACGACGUCAUCCACACGGAGAACAAGCUGAUGCUCGUCUUCGAGUACAUGGACCGCGACCUCAAGCGCUACAUGGACUCGCGCGGCGACCGCGGCGCCCUCGACCCGCCCACCAUCAAGUCGUUCAUGUACCAGCUGAUGAAGGGCAUCGCCUUCUGCCACGACAACCGCGUCCUGCACCGCGACCUCAAGCCCCAGAACCUGCUCAUCAACACGCGCGGCCAGCUCAAGCUCGCCGACUUUGGCCUGGCCCGCGCCUUUGGCAUCCCCGUCAACACCUUCUCCAACGAGGUCGUCACCCUGUGGUACCGCGCCCCGGACGUCCUGCUCGGCAGCCGCACCUACAACACCAGCAUCGACAUCUGGUCCGCCGGCUGCAUCAUGGCCGAGAUGUACACGGGCCGCCCGCUGUUCCCCGGCACCACCAACGAGGACCAGGUCCAGAAGAUCUUCCGCCUCAUGGGCACCCCCUCGGAGCGCUCGUGGCCCGGCAUCUCCCAGUUCCCAGAGUACAAGGGCAACUUCCCCGUCUACGCCACCCAGGACCUGCGCCUCAUCCUGCCCCAGGUCGACCAGGUCGGCCUGAACCUGCUCAACAGCAUGCUGCAGCUGCGCCCGGAGAUGCGCGUCUCGGCCACCGCCAGCCUGCAGCACCCGUGGUUCAACGACCUGCCCCAGAGACAGCAGGACCACGCCCAGGCCGUCGCAGCCGCACAGGCCCAGGCUCAGCAGAUGGGCGCCUACCCCGUUCCCCAGAACGCCUACUAG